Talaromyces rugulosus is the source of this 1545-nucleotide messenger RNA. RefSeq lists its product as uncharacterized. Gene Ontology annotation, cellular component: membrane. The transcript has 4 exons. Lineage: Eukaryota; Fungi; Ascomycota; Eurotiomycetes; Eurotiales; Trichocomaceae. Gene Ontology annotation, biological process: transmembrane transport. Gene Ontology annotation, molecular function: transmembrane transporter activity. The record is from RefSeq and is a predicted model, not a curated record. The coding region runs from base 1 to 1545 and encodes 514 amino acids.
AUGCCCGAUUACAUAGUAGACCAAGAAACCCCAUUACCACAGUUACCAGCGGCUUUUAGCGGUAAUAAUGGCCCAGCGGAGACUGAGAUUGAGACCGAGAUCUACCCACUACUGUCUAAUACUCGCAGCGUGCUCCUGGUUGCUGUUCUAUCAAGCGCUGGACUUCUCACAAUCCUUAAUGUACAAUCUAUCACCAUCAUGUUGCCCUCGCUAGGCGACGCAUUGAGGAUCCCCCCGGAGAGCCAGCAGCUGGUCAUUUCAAUCUACAGCAUUGCCUCGGGCUCGCUAAUGCUACUCUGGGGUCGUCUAGCUGAUACCUACGGACGACGGCUAGUGUUCCUGACUGGCUCCACGCUCUUCACACUAUCCACUCUGUUCCUGCCAUUUUCCGCCCAUGAGAUUCCUUUUUACAUCCUCCGGGUUAUCCAGGGCUUGAGCGGAUCUGCAAUGAUGCCGUCUGCCAUCGGUAUAGUAGCCAGCAUCUUCCCUCCCGGUAAGGCGAGGACCAGGGCGUACGUGACAGCGACAGCCGUCGCCUCCCUUGGGUCCGUACUUGGUAGCAUCUUCGGGGGCUUGGUUGGGAGUUUUCUUUCGUGGAAAUGGGUCUUUUGGAUUCCCGCCAUAAUCGCUGCUGUCACGACAGUUGCUGCGUUUUUGAUCACUGCCAUCCCGGCCAUCCGGGUCAAUGCUGGCAAAAUACCUGGAGAUAAUGAGAGUGUAGACUGGAUAGGAGCCGCGCUGAUAUCAUUUAGCCUGGUGUUGCUCCUUAUAUCCCUUACUCAAGGAGAUUCUCUUGGAUGGGGGACACGCUGGGUGCCGCCGCUCAUCGUGGUGGCCAUCCUUGGUUUAUUCGCCUUCGUGCUCUUUAAAUACUUCCUUGAAAGUCGCCGAAACAACCGCCAGCCUCUGUUGAGAAUUUCUAUGUUCAGGAAUCCUCAGUUCUCGGCACUCUUCAUCCUCGUUGGUAUGUUCUACGCCGCUUACAACAGCUUCUUGGUCUUCGGUACCUAUUUGAUUAUCUCGGCCGCAGCGUUGCAGACGGCCCUUCGAUUUCUGCCUUCUGGUAUCACUGGAAUUAUUGUGUCAUUCAUUGUAUCGCCGGCCCUGCACCACAUCCAAGGCUUCUACGUCCUCCUCUUUGGUUUGUUUUGUGGCCUGGGCUCCCCUCUUCUAUUUGCCAUUCCAGCCAUUCCUCCAGACACAACGUACUGGGCCUGGAGUUUUCCGGCAAUGUGCCUUUGUCUCAGCGUUGAGGUAGUAUGGCCCGUGGUCGGGCUGCUGAUCGCCAAAAAGCUCCCUCAACAGGAUCAGGCUCUCGGGGCAGGACUGCUGCAGACCGUCAGUCAGAUCAGUCGCUCAUUGGGUCUAGCCGUUUCUACAGCUGUGCAGACGGCUGUACAAGGAGCAGCAUCAAAGAAUAAUACUCAGUCUAGGAAUCGUGAUUACUUGUGCGGACUCCGCGCCGCGCAGUGGAUGAAUGUGGCAUGCGUGGCCGUUUCCACCAUAAUAGCCGUGGUAUUCCUUCGAAAACUUGGACGUAACUAA